AUGACCGCCCGCAAAUCAGCGUCGACAUCUACGCCGACAAAACGCGUAGAGGCAGACUCGACAACGCCUUCCCCCACGCAGUCUCCUGGGCAGAUCGACAGAGGAGACUUGCCAGAGAUUGCUCGCUCAACAGCUGGCAGUGAUGUUGCGGAUCGGGACCAGUCGACUUCACCGACAGUCCACAGGGACAAGAGGCACCGCUUCGACGAUUCUACAUCGGCGGCCACCACCACUUUUGCCGAUGCGCGACCAGGACCAUUCAAGGGCACCAAGCGCAAAGCAAAAUACAUCCCCAAUCGCGUCAAGCGCUAUCAUGAAAGGUCGCUCGCCGGUUGUCUCACUUGUCGUAAACGUCGAGUCAAAUGCGACGAGGUCAGACCUGUUUGUCGGAGAUGCUCAACUGGCGAUAGAGAGUGCAUUUAUGCCGAAUCAUCCGCAUCAUCCAGCUCGAGUCAAGCCGUCCAAACAAGUCAACCUUCCGCGCUUACAAGCUCCUCGGCAGGCAGCAGCUCGCCAACCUUACCCGGAAUUCAAGUCUCUUCGCUCCUCCAUCCUUCACAGCCAGCCGAAGCACUCGAUGCCGCCGGGAGCGCCAGUGGGCUUGCUUCACAGUUGUCCCCUCCUGAAGGCCUCGGCGCUGCCCUCUUCUCUCGUCACUAUGGACCGUUUAUCUCCACCUCACCGCAGUCGCCUUUGGACGAACACGCCGCGAAUUCGUCGCAUCCACACGCAUACGAUCGCACCCGAGCAUCUACCAGCACACAUCACGAUCGCUACCGCACUGCAAAUGACUCCAGCUACCAAUCCGAUCCUGCAAGACAUGCCUCCUCUCAAUACGACCACCAUCGACCACAGUCGCAUUAUCACUUCUACCGCGGCUCCUUCGCCUCCUCCUCCAUCGACAUCUCUAAAGUCAAACUCCCCGAACUGCCACCAGGUCUUGGCUUCGACCACCUUGAUGCCUACUUUCCAACCUAUGAGCAACAAUGUCUCUUUCGUCACUAUAUUCUUGAGGUAGCGCCACAACUAUGCGUUAUCAGCAUACCGCUCUCAGACAAUCGAUGGAUUCGAUAUCAUGCCACGUUCGCCGUACGUCAUCCUCACGGCACAAACGGAUAUGAAGACGCUCUCCGUUCAGCUCUCCUCAGUAUGGCCAGUCUCGACAUUGGACACAAGCUUUCCCAAGCGCCCAUUCCCGAUUUGUUCCCGGCAGUUGCGUCGCGACCCGAGGAUCCGUCACCCAUCUCCGAAAAGCAUGACCACAGCACCAGCCGUCAGACAGGACCACCGCUGACCAACAUUGGCCAGUAUCAAGGUCGUAAGCAUGGCGAAUACAAUGUUGCGUCCAGUAUGGCCGGCCUAACUGACCCAAUCAAUGAUCCGGGCACCAAGAGCAUCAUGUCCAACGUUUUACUUGAACUGAGCAAUUUACGUCGAGAAGAGUCUCUCCGCUUGCUACGAACCACUCUCAAAGAGAGGCCUGCCCCGCUGGAUCGCAGCAACGCCGCCAUUAUGCUUGCUACCGUUCUCGGCUUGGCGACCCGCGACAGGUUGGCUGCACAGCAAGACUGGCAAGACGCACUGCACAUCGCUUCCCGUGCCAUUGCCGAGUUGGGAGGACCUGCAGCCUUUGUCGACCAAUCCGACCCCUCCAGUCUCUUUCUCAUCGAGCAGAUAGCAUGCUUCGAUGCGCUUAGCUCGCUCACCUCGGACGACUACACGCUGUUCUUACAGCCCUGGGAUGACUGGUGGUAUGCCUUGAUGGACUCUCCCAGAAGCAUCAAAGAAGACAGCGUUCUCCAGACCUUCGGACUGCAUCGAGGCAUGAUCGACAUGCUGGCGAGGAUGACCAGGGUUGAAGCAACGCGCAGAGAGCUGCAGGAAAGGACAAGCGUUACCAUCAUCCUUUCGGAGACAGUGGGUGGCGGGUCGCCCCCUGCCCUACCACCAGAGUACGAGGAAACCAGAUUGUGGCUAGAGUCGACAGCACGAGCAUUGGUAGCUGAGAUCCCAAUCUGGGCCAAGAUGCCUUUUCCAGCAGAAGCGACGCGAACGCUGCAAACUUUGUUGCCGGUCAUUAUGAACCAUCUCUACGUCGCCGCCGCAGAGCUGUACAUCCAUUCGGUCAUCUUCUCAAAACCAGCGGACCACCCUUGCUUUGCCGAGCCUACUGCCGUCGUGCUCAAUCGGUCGGAAGAAGCCAUCCAAGCAGGCAUCACCAAAGGGCUUGUCCUCCCCCUCUCGUUCGCGGCCUUCUCUGCACGGCAUCAAGACCGCGACCGAAUCCGAGCAAUGUUUCAUGAACUGCGUCCUUACUACAAGUUUGACCUGGAACGUAUGGAGAAGCUCAACGAGCAUCUUUGGAGCCUCGUCGACAGUGGCUUGACGCCAACUGACUGGGGGCUCUUUCUCAAAAGCGUUGGCUGUUUCAAUUGGGCUUUCUGA
Molecule: messenger RNA, 2445 nt
Organism: Ustilago hordei
Lineage: Eukaryota; Fungi; Basidiomycota; Ustilaginomycetes; Ustilaginales; Ustilaginaceae
Exons: 2
Coding region: 1-2445 (814 amino acids)
Biological process (GO): positive regulation of transcription by RNA polymerase II
Cellular component (GO): nucleus
Molecular function (GO): DNA-binding transcription factor activity, RNA polymerase II-specific; zinc ion binding; transcription cis-regulatory region binding
Source: RefSeq, a predicted model, not a curated record